Molecule: messenger RNA, 1488 nt
Organism: Sporisorium graminicola
Lineage: Eukaryota; Fungi; Basidiomycota; Ustilaginomycetes; Ustilaginales; Ustilaginaceae
Exons: 1
Coding region: 1-1488 (495 amino acids)
Biological process (GO): transport
Molecular function (GO): transmembrane transporter activity
Source: RefSeq, a predicted model, not a curated record
AUGUUCCCGUUCGACGCCAUCGUCGUUCUCAUAGCCAUCGCGCUAUCCAUCGGCAUUUCGGUGCUCAUCUCGCAACCGUUUAACGGCGCCAUUGUCCGCUUACGUGCCAACUACCUCCCCAAGGCAGUCAGUCUCGACAAUGUGCUCGAAGAUGGAGCCGGUUCCACUAGUGGGCCUCGUGCGCUGUCGUCAUUUUUGCUUUCGGAGCGCAGGUCUUCCGCCAAGAUCGGUCCCGUGGUCACAGGUGUCUUCGCGAUGAUGUUCCGAACCAAGCGGCUGGAAGGCUGGGCGGGUAUCUAUAAAGGUUCCAUCCCUGUCGCUAUCCAAAUCUUCACGCUGAGCACGCUCACCGUUAUUUUCUUUGCCGGCGCUUCAGCAAGCUCGCCAGGAAGCGCGUACAAGGCCGGCCCAGCGGGUCCGGGGCAGUUCAGCUUCUUUGCCAACUUGUUCUACAUGCUCUUUGUCUCGCUGGCUGCUUUGCCGCUCAACGUCAUUACCUACCGCACCAUCGUCCACCCUCGCAUCCUGUCGCUCAGGACCCCUCGCGAGAACCUGCGCGAGCUGCUCUCGUACACCGAGUUCAGCCAACCGUGGCGUCUGUACCUCCUCCCCGGUCUGCUGGCUGCCAACAUGCUGCACGUGCUCUGGAUCGGGCUUGCUACGCGCAUCGUUCGUCAGCUCACGGUCCCCUCGCUCGGCGGUCUUCCCGGAGCCAAUCCCGCCGCGCCCGGCGAUGAAACAUAUUCGGGGCCCAACUCGAACAUGCUGGAGAUCAGUCCCGUGGGGUUGCCCCUCUUUUUGCUGUGGAACAUGAUCAGCGUUGUGGUGCUCGCCCCGCUCGAGUGUGCGAUGGUCAGGCUGUCGACGCAACGCCCGGAGAGGCAGAACCCGCUGCACCGCGCGUAUGCACGGGUGCCAAAUGGCAACGGUGCGGCUGCUGCUGCGCCGUCGCCGUACUCGCACCAGGCCACUGCAGCUGCACAGGCUCAACCCGGGGGUGCGUACAGGGAUGCGGAUACGGGACGAAAGUCGACCGAUAGCGCUAUGGACAAGCCGUUGCCCUCGUCGCCCGGUGAACUGCCGGGUCGACCGUCAUUUGCGAUCGAGGAUGAUGAAGAGGACGAUGACGAGGGCGAUGUCGGCGCAUCGGCUAAGCUUACGGGUAACAACAAGGCAGCUCGCGUGCUUGGCCAGACGACCGCCGCCCCUCCUGCUGCACCCGCCCCGGCCGCUGCUGCGUCGACCGGAUUCGCCACCUCGCCACCCUCGUUCACGGGCGGCGAGCCCCCCGAGCCCGUUAUUGCACUGCGACCGAUCGAGGAGCAGACGGCUGCUGAGGCAGCGGCCGAAUUCGGCGCGCCUGUGGUGAAGAGGUACGAGGGCCUCAUCGAUUGUCUCAACAAGAUGGUCGAGGAGGAAGGGCUUGAGAGUCUGGGUAGGGGCGCGUGGGUGACGCUCGCUGCCAUGUUUGCCGGGUCGUUCAGUUGA